GAUUCUCAUGCUUUCACUGUCACACAAAGGAAACAUCCGGCCCGUUUGUCUAGUGUUUUGGGCUUUGACCGACAACGGGUCACCAUCCCUACAAGACGUGGACUUAUAGUCUCUAAAACAAGUCGAGAUUUGGAGGAAUUGUGCUGCUUUUUUUUCCCCCCCUGCGACCUUCUCUGGCCCACCGGCACUCAUGUACAGCAGCGGUUACUCCCAGGUGUCCAAGUCCAGCCCGCAGGCUCAAAAGAAGAUGCGGUACCGGACAAAGGGCAAGAGCUGUGGCUACUACCUGAGGAUCAUCUUCUUUUUCUCCUCGCUUAUUCAGUCGCUCAUCAUCGUCAGCCUGGUGCUGUUUUUGGUCUACGGCAAGAAGCAGGACUCGCCGUCCGCCGCGCGCAUCCAGGACCUGGAGGAGAGCUUCAGCCGACUCUCCAUCGAGAACGUGGCGCUCAGGCACCUGAGGCGCAACCUGACGAACCUGCUUAACGUCACCCUGACUGAGAAGACCCGCAUUGAGAUGGACCUGGGUGUGGUCCGACGUAUUUCCAACAUCUCUUUCGGUUUGAUUCAAGACUUGAACAGACAGCAGCAACAGACAAAUACGGAACUGUUCAUGUGCAAGAGCCAGACGCGUAUGUCUCAACCAUCCCAACCAAUGCUGACGCGAAUGCCUCAGUCUGUCGGCUGUAACUGUGGGCAGCGGGACGAGGAGCUGAGAGCCAAACUCCAACUUGUGGAGUCCAACUUCACACAAACUACAGAAAGGAUGAGGAUGGAUCUGGAGCAAAUUGCUAAAGAUCGCGACAACCUUAACCUCGAGGUCAUACGCCUAAGAAGGGACAAAUCCGUUCAUGAAAAGGAGAUUGAGUUCUCCAGACAAAGAUGCAAAGAAGAAUUUGUCCAGUCCUUGAGUGGCGUCUCCAAUGUCUCCAGGGCCUUCCUGCAAAAGAUCGAGUCUCUCUUUCCCUCCCACAUCGCCUUCCAGCUCACCUGUCUGAAACAGCGAGAGCACCUGGAGCAGAUCCGCUCCAACUGCACAAGUCUGUCCAGAGAGGUGGAGGACCGCUUCCAGAACUACUUAAACAUCGUAGGCGAUCAGGUGUCGGAAAUCCAGACCGAGAACAGCCACUUGAAAGCAGAGAACAUGCGCCUGUUCGACGACUUCCGCUCGUGCAGCCUGAACCGCACGGGUCUGAUCCAAGAGCACAGACAAAACAGAGAGAAACUUCAGCUGAAACAUGACCGGGACUCUGAGAUGCUUCUCUUGGAGAAAAGGAGGCUCCAUGGAGACAUUGAAGUUCUGGAGAACAACGUCAACUAUAAGAAUAAAGAAGUUCAACACCUCACAGAGCAACUUAAGCAAAUCAACUUGUCCUGCAUGCCUAAGACUGGACCAGGAGUUACAGGAGACUUUUCCAAUUUGGGGAUCGGUUCACGUUUCCCCUCACCAGGAUUAGGAUUAAACAAACCAGGCUUGGGCUCAACAGGCUCAGGAUUCGACAUAUUAGGAUCUACUAGACAGGGCUCCUCCAGUUUUAGCUCAACAGGGUUAGGAUUAAACAAACUAGGAUCAAAUGGACAGGGCUCCUCCAGUUUUAGCUCAACAGGGUCAGGAUUAAACAAACUAGGAUCAAAUGGACAGGGCUCCUCCAGUUUUAGCUCAACAGGGUCAGGAUUAAACAAAUUAGCAUUACCUGGACAGGGCUCCUCCAGUUUUAGCUCAACAGGAUCAGGAUUAAACAAAUUAGGAUUACCUGGACAGGGCUCCUCCAGUCUUAGCUCAACAGGGUCAGGAUUAAACAAAUUAGCAUUACCUGGACAGGGUUCCUCCAGUUUUAGCUCAACAGGGUCAGGAUUAAACAAAUUAGGAUUACCUGGACAGGGCUCCUCCAGUUUUAGCUCAACAGGGUCAGGAUUAAACAAACUAGGAUCAAAUGGACAGGGCUCCUCCAGUUUUAGCUCAACAGGGUCAGGAUUAAACAAACUAGGAUCAAAUGGACAGGGCUCCUCCAGUCUUAGCUCAACAGGGUCAGGAUUAAACAAAUUAGGAUUACCUGGACAGGGCUCCUCCAGUCUUAGCUCAACAGGGUCAGGGUUAAACAAACUAGGAUUAAAUGGACAGGGCUCAACUGGGUCAGUAUUAAACAAAUUAGGAUUACCUGGACAGGGCUCCUCCAGUCCUGGCUCAACUGGGUCAGGAUUGGGUAAACAAGGAUCAACUGGGUUGGGCUCUUCCGGUCUUGGUUUAACUCGGCCAGGAUUAAAUAGCCAAGGUUCAACUGGGUUAGGAUCUUCAAGUCGCGGAUCAACUGGGUCAGGAUUGACUGGGUUGGGUACCUCAAGUCUUGGCUCAGCUGGGUCAAAUCCAAGUUUUGGUUCAAGCGGUACCAGCGCAAAUAAACCAACAUCAAAUCUGAACACCUCAUUGGGCCUUGGAUCAACAAGUAAAAGUGGGUCAUCUAACUCUGGGUUUCCCUGGUUUGGGUCAAGUAACACAGGCCAAAAUAAGCCUGGAAGUGGAAUCGGAAGAGGAACAUCAAGUGGAUCUUCGCUUGGAACCGGAAGGACCAGUAGUCUUGGAGGCGGAUCAGUCAACAUCGCCCAGCACCUCCAAGACUUGCAACGCAUCAUCAACCCCUCCUACUCCUCCGAAGAGAAGCAAGAUCUUUCCAGAAUGUUGGGUUAGUGCUCUGUCGUGAGGAGGAAAAGCUAAGGCGCAGCUCCUCAUCCUGUGUUGUUAGAAACAUACUUCAUAUCAUACUCUCUUCAAGGCGAGUAUGCACAUUCCAAACGACUAUACCAACUCGAGCACUUCUUCAUAUAACGUGUAUGUAUCUUUAAUAGUCAGUAUUUUUGACUUUUGUAAAUACAAAGAAGGCUUUGUCCCGUUUUAUUAAACAAAUCUACGUGAGAUAUUACUACAUUCCGACCCGGAAACUACUGUUUGUCCCCCCGUGUGCGUCACCUAUUGUGUUGCUAAUGAUCUACAAACGGUCCACUGGCGCCGUGUUUUAAUUUGUCCCCUGUGUUUAUGUUUACCUGCCAACCUGUCAGAGGCACCGCCGCUAACAUGCAUGGAAACAAUACCCUGCACUUGACUGGGAGAAGAACAUGGGACAUCCAGUCUUUAAACAAACUCCAAAUAUAUCUUUCCCCAGCAAAUACCCACAGGGGCAGAUCUCUUUGUAUCUGAUGAGUGUCAUGACCUUUCACAAUAAAACAUUGUAUGGAAACGACCUGACUUCCCCCC
Messenger RNA from Entelurus aequoreus (snake pipefish), 3247 nucleotides. It is a transcript of the gene plvapa, whose product is annotated as plasmalemma vesicle associated protein a. Lineage: Eukaryota; Metazoa; Chordata; Actinopteri; Syngnathiformes; Syngnathidae. The record is from RefSeq and is a predicted model, not a curated record. The transcript has 6 exons. Gene Ontology annotation, biological process: positive regulation of cellular extravasation; regulation of vascular permeability. Gene Ontology annotation, cellular component: caveola. Bases 191 to 2683 code for a protein of 830 amino acids.